This is a messenger RNA of Lingula anatina, 3382 nucleotides long. RefSeq names its product histone acetyltransferase KAT6B. Gene Ontology annotation, molecular function: DNA binding; protein binding. NCBI's taxonomy places the organism in Eukaryota, Metazoa, Brachiopoda, Lingulata, Lingulida, Lingulidae. The record is from RefSeq and is a predicted model, not a curated record.
AAGCGCUCCGCUUGUCCUCAUUAAUGCUGUCGCGUUUUCCUCUUUCAUUUAACGCGUAACGAUUAACAGCGUGACAGCAGACUGCUAAAGCUCUUAUCUCCAUCCGUACACCCCGUCGAAGAUGGCUGUUGUACGAAACAAGGACUGGAUUCUUGAGACAAUUGAUCAACUGCGAAAACGCAAAGCUCGGCCAGACAUUGAGAGAAUUUGUCACAUGUUGCAAAGAAAACAUGGUCUGACGAGGGAAGAAAUAGAAGCUGACCUUGAGAGCUUGGUAGAGGCAGAGGUGGUUAUAAAAGUCGAUUAUAAAGGCAGUACCAGCUAUCGAAACGCAGCCAAAUGGAGAAAAAGUCACUUAGGCGGACUGGUGUUAAAUUCAACAGAAGUUAGCAAGAGAAUCGUUAACGCGCUACGCGCCUUAACAAAAACCGAGUCGUUACCCGAUUCUGAAACACAAACGUGUAACAUCAAUAAUAGCAGCAGCAUAGGGGUCAGCCUGAGUGAGAUUGAAAAAUGGAUUGCAAACGAAGACCCAGAAUCAACUCUGGUGAAAGCGAAUCUCCAGGUUGCUUUGGACCGUGAGGUGGACGCGGGCCAAAUCGCAAGGCUCAACGACAACACCUACGUGCUAUCUGACAACAAGAAACCUAAAGCGCAUAACCCGACUAAAAUUGGAGGGCCAGGAAAGGGCGGGCUACAUCAUGGAAAACGCGGCCGUCCGGCCACCAAAAAGCCGAUUCUAAAGAAGAAACAUCUCCUGGAACCCCAAGGAGUGAAAUCUGAAGAACGCGCACUCUCUCAUGAGGAGCCAGUCCCGAAGCGUGCGAUGAAAGUAUGCGACUUCUGUCUCCUCACCGAAACGUUUAAUAGAAAAGGAGUACCAGAGAACCUGUUGGUUUGUAAAGACUGCAACGCGAAAGCCCAUCCAUCAUGUAUGGAAUACUCGGCAGAGCUGGCAAGGCGGGCAACACGCUCCCCGUGGCAGUGCAUUGACUGCAAGACCUGCAAUAUCUGCGAAGAUGCCGGAGAUCCUGACGCUAUGCUAUUCUGCGACGCUUGUGACAAAGGAUACCACAUGGACUGUCACAACCCCCUUGUCGCAGAGAAACCUACAGGGAAAUGGAUGUGUAGCCGCUGUUUACUGGAGGGGUCGCAGGUCAGUGUAUCUGCCAUGGAAGAAAGCGAAAUGGCUAGCGUGGACAGUCAUCGCGGUGCGUUCUUGAAAUGUUUUGAGAAUUUUUGCCUAUUUGCGUACCUAGAGAAAGCGAUUUAUAAGUACCCUUUUUUUAUUUCAACCAAGUCGCCGUUGAAACCAAAACAGGAGAUUCCUGACGCUUCAAGAUGGGGAGUGGACGAAGUGGUCACAUAUUUCAAGGAAUCGGGAUUUUUAGAACAAGCAGAAGCAUUUAGGGAGCAGGAGAUAGAUGGAAUAUCUCUGAUGUUGAUGAAGCGCUCCGAUGUUUUGAGCGGGCUCGCACUGAAACUUGGACCAGCGCUGAAGAUGUACAAUUACGUGAAACAGCUGCAGUGUAGAGGGCAACCGCCGCUUCAGUAAAAAUACAUUUUGCACUUUGUGGAAUGAUUCCGAUCUGUUAACAGACUCUACACAACGCUUCAGACCCAGUUGAAACAUGACGACAGACUUGAAGAAAACGAUUCCGUUGGUUCUAUUAUACUACAAAAAAUGCAGCGGCUACAUUGGUUCAAUGACAACCUAUUAACGUAUUUUCAAAGAGAGCACCUUAUCCUGGAUUCUUAUUUUCAAUUCAUAUUCAUCUUUCAUCUACCCUAAUUUUCGUUUAUAUAAUCAUAUGCUUUGAUCUGUUUUUGAAUAAUAAAUCAGAAAUUUGCCCGCAUUUCAUAUAUAUGGCAUGAGUUUAGAUUUUAACAAAAAUUAUCUUGUUAUGGCAUGCGUAUACUGAGAAGAGUAGGUCACAAUACACUCAGAAAGUGAGAGUGCUUAUCAUGGAUUCUUUCCCUAGGUGAGGUCAUUAGUAAGAAAAUGUCCAUCAUCCAUAAUUAUUGAUCCUUUGGCUUUUUUUAGUUGAUUUAUUCGAAAUUUUAUUAUUAGUAUAGUUCAUAUUUCGCUUUGCUUAUCGGUGUAUUGGUGAUAUUUAACUACUAAACAUCGUCCAGUUACUGCAAAGUUAUUAAAAUGUAUUGGUUUGUAUGUUUUUCAAAUGAAAAUGGAACCUGUUGUUUCAAUCGUGUAGGAAUCAACGCCGAUGCAUUGGAGGAGCUAGAAGACUCAUCUAGCACAACCAACCACAUAGCCAAUACAAAUCGUUAUCUUUUGGUCCCAUCAUAGCAUUGUGCAUGAUGGGACCAAGAUGUAACUUAUCUUUAUACGUUUAAUCUCAGAAGAACAUGCGAUUAUUAUAAUUUAGUAAUUUUAUUGGGCAUUAAAUAAGUUAAUAUUUGUGGGGUCUCUUAAAUAUUGUCUAUAUCCAAUGUGGAUCGAAAAAAGGCAUAAAUAGCAUUUUAUUGCAUAAAAUAAGAAAGAUAUUAGAUAAGCAAAUGGAAUUGUGCACAACAAUAGUACAUUUAUUCAAUUAUCUAUAAUUUCUAACCAUGGGAACACAAACUACUGUUUGUUAAUGUUAAUAAGGAAAGGUUGGUAUAUAAUCCUAAUCACACAAUCUGCUGAGAUAGUACGCAUCAACUUAACACUUCACAACUGAAGUAGAGCCAUGAUCGUUCUUUAUUCGAAAUUCUUUAUCUUAUAAAAUAUAUUCAUGCAUAAUCAGAAAUUUUAUUCGUUUAUUGUAUACGCACAUGGUAGUAAGCUCCAAAUGUAGUUAUAGGCUCAUCUUCGACAGGUGAAAACAUAAAUGCCUAGUGUCUACAAUAAAUUUUUCUCUUUUGUCUUAAUAUAAAAAAAUAUUAACAAAAGAAUGUUUCGUGCAAAGAAUGUGCUAUUUAAAAGCGAAGUUGUUGAUCGGCUUUUGGCUAUUUGCUAGAUCUUUUCAGUUUUGUGCCCUCGCGCCUAAUUUUACCUUAUCUACGACUAAUUUCUCAUGUGGCGCUAACUUGCAUGGAUUGUAAUUGGCCUAUAUUCCAGUAUUUGCUUCGUUAUCAAUAUACACAAUUAGUUUUGGGUAGCAACAGUGGCAAUCAAUUAAUAAAUGGGAAACCAUAUGGCAUCAUUCAUCGGGACUCAGUUCUGACAGUUUCAAUGAAAAUAUCAAAUUGACUUUUACGAGACAAUUGAUCUUAGUAAUGAGUUAAUAUCAUUGUGACUCUUCGGCAUCGAAACUCAAUCAGUUUUCUAUUGCUCAGUUCCGAUGCUUCUUAUGCGUACUUUGUAAUUACCUCAAUUUUUCGGCUUCGUUCAAUGGAAAAUACAACAAAGACAUUGUAAUUACGGAUACAGUUUAUUGUA